AACAACUGACAGUUUUCCAGAAUUGGUUUUCUAGCAGACAAGAUGUGAACUCCUAAAAAAGGCAGGAACAGACAAGAGAAGCAUUUUACAUAUCAGCUGUGAUGGAGAGUUGGAAACCUAAUCCCAAGGCCCAGCCAUUUGUGCCAAAGAGACAUCACCAUGGGUCCCUUCUGCCUCACAGGUCCCAUGUGUCCCAGUCCAAUAGGAGACGUAUGCUAACCAGAGUUUUUCAGGCUGGCUUGAUUAUAGUUCUGGUUGUAACAGUUGGCAUCAAUCUGACAUUCAUAUUAAACACAAGUCACAAACUACAGUCUACCCAAUCCACCUCAGGUCCUCCAUAUGUUCCCAGCAAAGAUGAAUUUGCCAACAGUGCUGGACGUAAACCACUGGAGAAGCCCAAAGUGUUGGCCCUGGACAUUAUGUCUUCACAGAGCAAGGUCUCUGUUACUGUAGAUGGAGCCACGAUCUUAGAAGAUGCAGCACCAGGGGCUCAUGGCCGAGGUAUCCAUGUUGUAGUUCUCAACCAAGCCACGGGUGCAGUGAUGGCUGACCGUGUGUUUGACACCUACUCCAAAAAGGAAGAUGAAGCAUUAAUGUUGUUUCUCAACAUGGUCACUCCAGGAAGAAUACUCAUAUUUACUAUAAAAGAUGAAGGUUCCUUUAGUCUCACACACCGUGCUCGAGACUACCUGGUAGCUGCAGGCAGCACUAAGGUUAAGGGUCUUGAAUACAGGGACACAUGGGCAAUGGUCACAUACAAAGGGGAUGGUAAAGCUUUAGCAGAAGACCACAACCAUUCUGAUAACUUCCAGGAGUGGGCAGAAGCCGUGCUGCUCAAGGUGGAUGUACCACUCAAGGAAAAAGAAGAACGUGGUUGUGACUGGCCUGAUGAUGAAGUGAACAAAAGACGCAGAUCAUUUUGUGACAAGGUGGAAGGCUAUGGGAGUGUCUGCAGCUGCACUGAUCCGGCUCCUAUCACUUUUCAACCAGACACUAUUUCCAACAACAAAGUAUCUGAUAUCCCAGUAGCAGUGAUAGCCAGUAACAGGCCACAUUAUCUCUAUAGAAUGCUGAGGUCUCUAUUAUCAGCUGAUGGUGCCAACCCCAACUUGAUUACAGUGUUUAUAGAUGGUUAUUUUGAGGAACCAUUGGAAGUGACCAAGCUUUAUGGCUUGCGUGGAGUCCAGCACACACCACUGGGGAUCAAGAAUGCCAGAGUUUGUCAGCAUUAUAAAAGCAGCCUGACUGCCACUUUCAAUUUACAUCCAAAUGCUAAGUACAUGAUCAUUAUAGAAGAAGACAUGGACAUAUCUCCAGAUUUCUUUGAUUAUUUUAGUCAAACACUGCCAUUAUUAGAAGAAGAUGAGAGUUUGUACUGUGUAUCAGCAUGGAAUGAUCAGGGUUAUGAUGACUCCUCCAAGGACCCCAGCCUCUUAUACAGAAUAGAGACAAUGCCUGGGCUAGGUUGGUUGCUGAAGAAAAAAUUAUACAAGGAAGAGCUGGAAUCAAAGUGGCCAACCCCAGAAAAACUGUGGGAUUGGGACAUGUGGAUGAGAAUGCCUGGACAGAGGAAGGACAGAGAAUGCAUUAUCCCAGAUGUAUCAAGAACAUUUCAUUUUGGAUCUGUUGGACUAAAUAUGAACCCAUACUUUCAAGAAAGCUAUUUUAGCAGACAUAAAAUGAAUACACAGGCUAAAGUCAAGUUAAAAGCCAUAGACAAAAUGAAGAAAGAUGAGUAUGAAAAGUUACUACAUGACAUAAUACAGAGGGCCACAGUGCUGGAUCACAGUGUAGACCCCUGCAAUGAGUCAUUUAUUCCCGAUGUCAAAGCAGAUGUCACUCAUGUCUUAUAUAUCAAGAUGGAUCAUGCUUCUGAUUUUUCUACUUGGAAAGGAAUAGCCAAGUGCUUGAAACUAUGGGAUCUUGAUAUUCGAGGAUUCCACAAGAGUACAUGGAGACUGUUCCAGAAAGGAAAUCCAUUCAUUGUGGUGGGCACCCCAGCAGCACCAUACUCAAAAUACAAACCAGCUGAAGUUGUACCUCUCUAUAUCCCUCCACCAACAACUGCACCAAAGAAAGUAUAGCACAUUGAUUUACAAUACAACACAAGGGGAAAGGAAAACAAAUUGAAAGAAAUGAAUGCAGCUUGUCAUGAUUGUGAUAGUUGUGCUUACUGUAGCAUUCUAAACUGUGGAUGAGACUCCAUAGAAGAUGUAGAUCAGUUUCAGAAGACUUUGUCAACAUCAGAGAAAUAGUGAAUCAGUUAGGCAGAAUUUGGAGAGAGCAAAGUGAAUUGUGAAGUAAUAUUUUUGUGCCAUGAUGUAAGACAGUACUUUUUAUGUUUUGUAAGAUAGGUUUUCAUUCCAUUUACAUGGACCUGAAAAGUAUUUUUACAGCUUAAUUUUUUUUUUCAAAAAAUAUGUUCGUCAUUUAUCAAAAACCAUCAAAUUAUGAGUAUACAAUAUAAAGCCAUGUUGUUUUUUUAAUGUGUCAGCGUGUUAAGGAUUAGGGCUGCAAAAGAAUUUUGUUACUGACAUGGUUAGGUAGAAAGGCAAACUUUCAGUAAGUUUAAUAGCUUGUUUUGUGCAUUUGUAUGAUUUCCUAUUUUUGUCCUUUGUCCUUGCUAUUUCUCUAAUUUGUGAUAUAAGCUAAAGAUCUGUUACAUGUCAUAUCUUUGUGCAUACAAGACAAGACUGCUAAAGACAAGAAUUCUCAUACAAUGAGCAAUAAAUAUUUUAAUGCCAAGAGUGCAUUAGAGUGUGAUAUACGUAUAUAUAAAUAUGAAUGUUUAAAGCACUUGUGGACAUUCAAAAACUGAUUUGUGGACAUCUUAAAACAAUUGUGUUGGGCAUUUCAUGAAUGUAUUGAGGUGUAUUCACAGUAUGUUAAGUUAGGUGCUCUUAGUAAGUGGCUCAGUAGUUUAGAAUGUACCAGAUAAUUGUGAGAAGAUGGAGAUUGAUCUUUCUUCCCAGCAUAAGUCAGUAACAUACAGCAUUUUAUACUGUAAACCUAGAACAGAUAUUUUGUAUUUGACAUUCCAUAUUUAGUCUUAUUUUAUUGGAUUUUAGCAUUAUGCAAUUUACAACAUACUUCAGGAAGUAAUGGUUUUGUUAUUAUUAGUUGUUAUAUUGGUGUUGAUAGUAGAACAUGGCAAUCAGUUUUUUUUAUUUGUGUGUGUGUGUGUGCACAGCUUGGAAACUGAUUUCAGACUUACACCAGUGCAUAGUUUAAAUGGAUAUCACAGCUUGAUAAGAGAACCUCUGAAUGUAGACAUUUUGAUCAUGUAGUUAGCUUCUUUGUGCACCUCUGAAAUGAAGCAUUAAAUCUAGACUGUUAGACAAUCUGAAUUAUUGUCAUAAUUUUUAAUUAUAAAUGUGAUGAUUAAGUAUUGGGAAAAUAAUAAUGAAGUCAAAAACUGUAAAAUA
Messenger RNA from Lingula anatina, 3425 nucleotides. Its product is annotated as protein O-linked-mannose beta-1,2-N-acetylglucosaminyltransferase 1-like. Gene Ontology annotation, molecular function: beta-1,3-galactosyl-O-glycosyl-glycoprotein beta-1,3-N-acetylglucosaminyltransferase activity. The record is from RefSeq and is a predicted model, not a curated record. Lineage: Eukaryota; Metazoa; Brachiopoda; Lingulata; Lingulida; Lingulidae. Gene Ontology annotation, cellular component: Golgi membrane. Gene Ontology annotation, biological process: protein O-linked glycosylation via N-acetylgalactosamine.